Molecule: messenger RNA, 780 nt
Organism: Electrophorus electricus (electric eel)
Lineage: Eukaryota; Metazoa; Chordata; Actinopteri; Gymnotiformes; Gymnotidae
Gene: epd
Product: ependymin
Biological process (GO): cell-matrix adhesion
Cellular component (GO): extracellular region; lysosome
Molecular function (GO): calcium ion binding
Source: RefSeq, a predicted model, not a curated record
CCCAGAGCAGUGGCUGUGUGCCGACCUGCGGGUAUUCAACGACAACAAGCGAUGAUGCACACGGUCGAGCUGUUCUGCGUGGCGUUCUGGUGCCUCUGUGCAGCCGUCUGGGCCUCCAGCAGCCGUGUGCCCUGCCAGUCACCAUCUAUGACCAGUGGCACACUGACUGUGAGGUCUUCUGGUGGGCAUACUGUUGCCACUGGAGAAUUCAACUACGAUUCCACUGGGAAGAAGCUUCACUUUUUGGAGAAGAGCGACGACUCAAACAAAACCUCCCACAUAGACGUGCUCAUGCACUUUGAGGAGGGUGUGUUCUACGAACUGGACAGUAAGAAUGAGAGCUGUAAGAAGCAGACGCUCAAGUCUCGCAAGCACCCGAUGGAGGUGCCGGCUGACGCCAGCCACGACAGCGAGGUGUACCUGGGCAGCCUGGCCGUACCAGAGCAGGGUCUGCGGCUGCGGGUCUGGACGGGCAAGGUGCCUGACCUCCACGCCCAGUAUACCAUGCUGACAACUUCCUGUGGAUGCCUCACCGUUUCCUGUUACUAUCAUAGUGAGAAGACAGACCUCAUCUUCAGUUUCUUGGACGUGGAGACGCAUGUGGAUGAGCCGCAAGUGUUUGCGCCUCCCGCCUACUGUGACGGCGCCGUUUUAGAGGAGUCGAGCGACGAUCACAGCUUCUUCGACCUGUUCCACGACUGAGGCAUUUAAUAACAUACGAACUAACGGACACUCGGGAUGGCGGCAUGCAGAGAAUAAAAAAAUCCUUUCCGAAAUGAA